GGCUGCCUUGAGGAAGUACAAGAAUGAAGUUGUGGAGCUGAAGAGUCCCCUGCGUCGUGCCCCGAGAGCCGAGCAGAGCUCCCAGGCAGCCGCCCGGCCCUUCGCAGCCCGGUCCAGCCCGAGCCAUGGGGCCGGAGCCGCAGUGAGCACCAUGGAGCUGGCGGCCUGGUGCCGCUGGGGGCUCCUCCUCGCCCUCCUGCCCUCCGGAGCCACGGGCACCCAAGUGUGCACCGGCACAGACAUGAAGCUGCGGCUCCCAGCCAGUCCCGAGACCCACCUGGACAUGCUCCGCCACCUCUACCAGGGCUGUCAAGUGGUACAGGGUAACCUGGAGCUCACCUACCUGCAUGCCAAUGCCAGCCUCUCCUUCCUGCAGGAUAUCCAGGAGGUGCAAGGCUAUGUGCUCAUUGCCCACAACCAAGUGAGACAGGUCCCACUGCAGAGGCUACGAAUCGUGCGAGGCACCCAGCUCUUUGAGGACAACUACGCCCUGGCCGUGCUGGACAACGGAGACCCACUGGACAGUGGCACCCCUGCUACAGGGGCUGCCCUAGGAGGGCUGCGGGAGCUGCAGCUCCGAAGCCUCACAGAGAUCCUGAAGGGAGGGGUCCUCAUUCAGCGGAACCCGCAGCUCUGCCACCAGGACACGAUUCUGUGGAAGGACAUCUUCCACAAGAACAACCAGCUGGCCCUCAUGCUGAUAGACACCAACCGCUCUCGGGCCUGCCAACCCUGUUCUCCAGCUUGUAAAGACUCCCACUGCUGGGGAGCAAGUUCCGGGGACUGUCAGAGCUUGACUCGAACUGUCUGUGCUGGUGGCUGUGCCCGCUGCAAGGGCCCGCAGCCCACCGACUGCUGCCACGAGCAGUGUGCUGCUGGCUGCACGGGCCCCAAGCAUUCUGACUGCCUGGCCUGCCUCCACUUCAACCACAGUGGCAUCUGUGAGCUGCACUGCCCAGCCCUGGUCACCUACAACACGGACACCUUCGAAUCCAUGCCCAACCCUGAGGGCCGUUAUACCUUCGGUGCCAGCUGUGUGACUGCUUGUCCCUACAACUACCUGUCUACGGACGUGGGAUCCUGCACCCUGGUCUGUCCCCUGAACAACCAAGAGGUGACAGCUGAGGAUGGAACACAGCGGUGUGAGAAAUGCAGCAAGCCCUGUGCCCGAGUGUGCUACGGCCUAGGCAUGGAGCACCUGCGGGAGGCGAGGGCAGUCACCAGUGCCAACAUCCAAGAAUUUGUCGGCUGCAAGAAGAUCUUUGGGAGCCUGGCGUUUCUGCCAGAGAGCUUUGAGGGGGACCCAGCCUCCAACACUGCCCCCCUGCAGCCUGAGCAGCUCAGAGUGUUUGAGGCUCUGGAGGAGAUUACAGGUUACCUGUACAUCUCAGCGUGGCCAGACAGCUUGCCUAACCUCAGUGUCUUCCAGAACCUCAGAGUGAUCCGGGGCCGAGUUCUGCAUGACGGUGCUUACUCGCUGACCCUUCAAGGGCUGGGCAUCAGCUGGCUGGGGCUGCGUUCGCUGCGGGAGCUGGGCAGUGGGCUGGCCCUCAUCCACCGCAACUCUCGCCUCUGCUUCGUACACACGGUGCCCUGGGACCAGCUCUUCCGGAACCCCCACCAGGCCCUGCUCCACAGCGCCAACCGGCCAGAGGACGAGUGCGCGGGUGAGGGCCUGGCCUGCUACCCGCUGUGUGCCCACGGGCACUGCUGGGGUCCGGGACCCACCCAGUGUGUCAACUGCAGCCAGUUCCUUCGAGGCCAGGAGUGUGUGGAGGAAUGCCGAGUACUGCAGGGGCUUCCCCGGGAGUAUGUGAAGGAUAGGUUCUGUCUGCCAUGCCACCCAGAGUGUCAGCCCCAGAAUGGCUCAGUGACCUGCUUGGGCUCGGAAGCUGACCAGUGUGUGGCCUGUGCCCACUACAAGGACCCUCCUUUCUGUGUGGCUCGCUGCCCCAGUGGGGUGAAACCUGACCUCUCCUUCAUGCCCAUCUGGAAGUUUGCAGAUGAGGAGGGCACGUGCCAGCCAUGCCCCAUCAACUGCACCCACUCCUGUGCGGACCUGGACGAGAAGGGCUGCCCCGCCGAGCAGAGAGCCAGCCCUGUGACGUCCAUCAUUGCUGCUGUGGUGGGCAUUCUGCUGGUCGUGGUUGUGGGGCUGGUCCUUGGCAUCCUAAUCAAGCGAAGGCGGCAGAAGAUCCGGAAGUACACGAUGCGGAGGCUGCUGCAGGAGACGGAGCUGGUGGAGCCCCUGACGCCUAGUGGAGCCAUGCCCAACCAGGCUCAGAUGCGAAUCCUGAAAGAAACAGAGCUGAGGAAGGUGAAGGUGCUUGGAUCCGGAGCUUUUGGCACUGUCUACAAGGGCAUCUGGAUCCCUGAUGGGGAAAAUGUGAAAAUCCCAGUGGCCAUCAAAGUGUUGAGGGAAAAUACAUCUCCCAAAGCCAACAAAGAAAUCUUGGACGAAGCGUAUGUGAUGGCUGGCGUGGGCUCCCCAUAUGUGUCUCGCCUUCUGGGCAUCUGUCUGACAUCCACCGUGCAGUUGGUGACACAGCUUAUGCCUUAUGGCUGCCUCUUAGACCAUGUCCGAGAACACCGUGGGCGCCUAGGCUCCCAGGACCUGCUGAACUGGUGUGUGCAGAUUGCCAAGGGGAUGAGCUACUUGGAGGAUGUUCGGCUCGUGCACAGGGACCUGGCUGCCCGGAACGUGCUGGUCAAGAGUCCCAACCACGUCAAGAUUACAGAUUUUGGGCUGGCUCGGCUGCUGGACAUUGACGAGACAGAGUACCAUGCCGAUGGGGGCAAGGUGCCCAUCAAGUGGAUGGCGCUGGAGUCCAUUCUCCGCCGGCGGUUCACCCAUCAGAGUGACGUGUGGAGCUACGGUGUGACUGUAUGGGAACUGAUGACUUUUGGGGCCAAACCUUAUGAUGGGAUCCCAGCCCGGGAGAUUCCUGACCUGCUGGAGAAGGGGGAACGGCUGCCCCAGCCCCCCAUCUGCACCAUUGAUGUCUACAUGAUCAUGGUCAAAUGUUGGAUGAUAGACUCUGAAUGUCGGCCACGUUUCCGGGAGUUGGUGGCUGAAUUCUCCCGGAUGGCCAGGGACCCCCAGCGCUUUGUGGUCAUCCAGAAUGAGGACUUGGGCCCAGCCAGUCCCUUGGACAGCACUUUCUACCGUUCACUGCUGGAGGAUGAGGACAUGGGAGACCUGGUGGACGCUGAGGAGUACCUGGUACCCCAGCAGGGUUUCUUCUGCCCAGACCCUGCCCCAGGCGCCGGGGGCACAGCCCACCGCAGACACCGCAGCUCAUCCACCAGGAGUGGCGGUGGUGAGCUGACACUGGGGCUGGAGCCCUCCGAGGAAGAGCCUCCCAAGUCUCCACUGGCACCCUCAGAAGGGGCUGGCUCUGAUGUGUUUGAUGGCGACCUGGGAAUGGGGGCAGCCAAGGGGCUGCAGAGCCUUUCCCCACAGGACCCCAGCCCUCUACAGCGGUACAGUGAGGAUCCUACCGUACCCCUACCCCCUGAGACUGAUGGCUACGUUGCCCCCCUGACCUGCAGUCCCCAGCCUGAAUACGUGAACCAGCCAGAGGUUUGGCCAAAGCCCCCAUCGCCCUUAGAAGGCCCUCUGCCUCCUUCUCGACCUGCCGGUGCCACUCUGGAAAGGCCCAAGACUCUGUCCCCCAAGACUCUUUCCCCCGGCAAGAAUGGGGUUGUCAAAGACGUUUUUGCCUUUGGGGGUGCUGUGGAGAACCCCGAGUACUUGGCACCCCGGGGCAGGGCUGCCCCUCAGCCCCACCCUCCUCCAGCCUUCAGCCCAGCCUUUGACAACCUCUAUUACUGGGACCAGGACACAUCUGAGCGGGGCUCUCCACCCAGCACCUUUGAAGGGACCCCUACAGCAGAGAACCCCGAAUACCUGGGCCUGGAUGUGCCAGUGUGAGCCAAAAGGCCAAAUCUGCCGAGACCCUGCUGAACCCUCAGGGAGUGGGGAAAGCCUGACUUCUGGCCUUCAUUGCGAUGAAGCAGGGAAUCCUGCCACGCUAGACACCCUCCUUCCUCCUCCAGUUCCCAGGUGGCCAAGAGGGGCCCAGCCUGGUUGGAAGAGGGGGCAGCACUGGGGAGCCUUGACUGACUUUGGAGCCCUGCCCCAGACAACUCUAGGGUCCGUGGAUGCCACAGCCAGUCUCCUCACCCGAGGGAACAGCCCAGCUUGGCUGUCCUGUUCCAGACCUUUGACACAGAAGGACUUAGGAAAGCUGGGCCUGGAAGAGGAGGAGGCUCCAGGGAGUGUCUAGGAAUAAGAGCAACCCAUUCAGAGACUGUCUCUGAGACCUAGCUCUGCGCCCAGGAACAAGGGAGCAGCAAUGCCACCCAGAUCCAGUCCUUGUACAGAUCCAGUCCUUAUGCUUUUUUUGUUUUGUUUUGUUUUUACCUAUUUUUUUUUUUAAUGAAAUAAGGACUCGGGGAGAGCGGGUAUUGUGGAGAGGGGUGGGUCCCUGGAGUUGGGGGAAGGAUGUCCUUUCUCCACACCCACUUUCUCCAUUUGCAAAUAUAUUUUGGAAAAUAACUGGGCACCAGCCUAUGUCUGGGGUGGCUCUGUGCCCACCCUAAGCUCACCUCCUUACACUCAAGUCAUCUUUUCCUGGAGGGAGUGGCUAGAAAUCUCGAGAAAGCUUGAAUGAGGAGGCUCUUUUCCAGGUUCAAGAGCCCUUUGACAACCAGAUCAUUCUUGCUGAGAAAAAAUGAAUUCCUAAGGCCACCCACCAGAAUGGGGUUAUUCCCUAUGGAUAGGGGCAGUGGGGGGAGGGACAG
This is a messenger RNA of Panthera uncia (snow leopard), 4806 nucleotides long. RefSeq names its product erb-b2 receptor tyrosine kinase 2 (gene ERBB2). The transcript has 27 exons. NCBI's taxonomy places the organism in Eukaryota, Metazoa, Chordata, Mammalia, Carnivora, Felidae. The record is from RefSeq and is a predicted model, not a curated record. Bases 152 to 3934 code for a protein of 1260 amino acids. Gene Ontology annotation, molecular function: ATP binding; transmembrane receptor protein tyrosine kinase activity. Gene Ontology annotation, cellular component: signaling receptor complex; basal plasma membrane. Gene Ontology annotation, biological process: multicellular organism development; positive regulation of cell population proliferation; positive regulation of kinase activity.